Durusdinium trenchii is the source of this 306-nucleotide messenger RNA. The record is from the annotation of a GenBank genome assembly. NCBI's taxonomy places the organism in Eukaryota, Dinophyceae, Suessiales, Symbiodiniaceae.
AUGCACCAGGGCCAGUGUUUGAGGACUGGCACUCUAGUGGCAAUCAAAACGAUCUUCAAGGAAAACCCGGUUGAUCGAAAAGCUGCUUUGAGUGAGGCAAGUGUUUUGCAUGCACUGGACCAUUCGCACGUCAACAGACUUCUUGCAGUUGUUGAGGAUGAGUUCAAUACAAAUCUCAUUCUCGAAUACAUUCCAGGCAUGGAUUUGAUGGAGACACUUCUUCAAACUGGCCCAAUGGAAGAAGAACCUGCAGCAAACAUUCUCUGGCCUAUUGCCAUUCGCAGGGCGUUGUGCACAGAGAUGUGA